AUGAGCACGCGGGAUACACUGGCCAUGGAUUCUCUGGGUCAAGAUGCUAGAAUGCUUCUCCGACGGCGCCUAGAGUUACAGAACCAGUUACAGGCACCACCUACUGAGCUAGAGGAAUACGCUCGAGCUCUUUCGUCCAUGUCUGUGGAUAUGAAUGCGCAAUACACCGUACAACUUCUCACGUACGGCACUCGCCUUAAGCUAGCCAUUAUCUUUUGGCAUUUCAAUGACCCAGACUUGAUCCGUGGAUUCCUGCGAAGCCCGAUCAAUAAGAAGGUGUGGGAAAGUCUUUAUGCCGAUUACCUGGCCUAUAGUCAGCAAACUAUCCCCUAUCUUGAGUUCAUACAAUCCUUUGACUUCCUGCUGUCACCACAACUCCCAAAGCGCCUAGCUAGUCCGAAAUCCAGGGGUACUGGGUACAAUCCCCCACGAACUCGUCUCGAACAGAAGGUUCGAUUCGAACUACCACGACGAUGA
Penicillium diatomitis is the source of this 477-nucleotide messenger RNA. RefSeq lists its product as uncharacterized. The record is from RefSeq and is a predicted model, not a curated record. NCBI's taxonomy places the organism in Eukaryota, Fungi, Ascomycota, Eurotiomycetes, Eurotiales, Aspergillaceae. The coding region runs from base 1 to 477 and encodes 158 amino acids. The transcript is spliced from 2 exons.